GAGAACGGGAAGAUGGAGGAUAUGAGCCCCAGGUUUUGGGCGGCCCAUCUGGCUCACCAUAGCUAGAAGCCCUGCAGAGUUGUUCCAUAUGAAAUUCUUCCCCCCCUGGACCCUGGAAUUUAUGAAGGAAAAUACAUUGGAUUUGCUAAGCAAUUUACCAGAUGAGAUCCUUUGCCGCAUCAUUGCCUUUCUCCCCUCUGAAUCUGCACUAGAGACCAUCUUCCUUUCUACUCGAUGGAGAGGCCUAUGGAACACAAGUUUAGUGCGACAUGGAACAAUAGAAGCUGCCGCCAAUGCAAUUUCUGGAUUCUUAACUCAUUUUGAUGAGCUUGAUCCAUUAAGGCAGCCCCGGAAGCUUCAAUAUCACUUUGGCAAAGAUAGUACCCUCCUGGCUACCAUUGCAGGUAAUAAUAAACUGCACGUGGAUUUCUCUAGUGGGAAGCAAGAAUUUCCAAAGCUGUUUGAUUGGUUGUUGGAGCUGAAUCACCAAAAGGUUACCCACCAGCCAAGUCCCUCUACAUUCUUUGUUAAAACUCUUUAUCUUAAAUCAGUAAGCUCUCUUACCAAUGAAGCAGUGUCCUCUAUAGUUCCCCAUUUUCAGUUUCUUGAAAACUUGAAAAUCAUUGAAUGCAAUGGAUUACAAGCUUUAGAAAUUGAUAACAGUCCAAAGCUUAAAAGCUUAACCAUUAUUGAUUGUCUGCAAUUGAAAUAUUUCCAUAUAAGAUGUUUGAAACUUAGAUCUUUCUGGUAUCGAGGUCUAUUCCCUUGGCUCUGGCCCGAAUAUCAUUUUAACCUGACAGAUGCCAUGCUAGAUUUCAGACAAGGCCCCGGCAACAUUGGCUUCAAGAGUUGUGAUUUUGACCCAACUCUGUUAACGAUUAAAAAUGCUGAAAUUCUUACACUAUGCAAAUGGACUUUUGAGGCACUGAUUUGGCCAUCGAUUUCCUAUUUUCAAUCGAACUUCCAGUUCUACAAAUUGAAAAAGCUAUGGUGGAUUGAUAAUUCAACAGAAGGAUAUAAUAGUGAGGCCUUAAUCUCCUUCCUAAAACUGUGUCCUGCCUUAGAGCAGCUUUUUGUUACUAUUGACCCUAAGAGCUAUUGCAUGCCAAGCACUGCUACAUACUCAAAGAAAGUCACUAGGCAUUCAGAACUUGGACAUCUCAAAGUGGUUAAAUUGGAGGGAUUUACAAAUAAAGAGGAUGAGAUCUCAUUGGCAGAGAAUUUUACAAAGCUAGGUGCCGUAGAGCCACUAAUCAUAGCAACAACAGAUGGGAUUUGCUUGAGGAGUUUGGUGAAGGCUCCUCUGUAUCAGCCAAAGCAGCAGUGUAGGAGCAACUUGGAAAGGGUGGCACCCUGGUCACAUGACAGGAAGUAUACCUAUAAGUUUGUUGAAGUAAUAGGAGAUAUCAAUGAGGUAUGUCCUAAACAUGCUCACAUGGGUCCAUAGAUGUAACAAAGUCUUCAAAAUCUUAUUUCUUCCAUAUAUAAGAUGUACUUACUUCUCGGGCACUCGCAUGGUGAAUUGCAGUGCACUCCUAAUUGUAUCUAUAUCUCCACUGUUUGUGUUGCAAGCAGAAAUAAAAUAUGAUGGCCAAUAUGGUUCCUGCAUA
Molecule: messenger RNA, 1610 nt
Organism: Alnus glutinosa
Lineage: Eukaryota; Viridiplantae; Streptophyta; Magnoliopsida; Fagales; Betulaceae
Product: F-box protein At2g39490
Exons: 4
Coding region: 89-1447 (452 amino acids)
Molecular function (GO): protein binding
Source: RefSeq, a predicted model, not a curated record